This is a messenger RNA of Oncorhynchus nerka (sockeye salmon), 9039 nucleotides long. RefSeq names its product bassoon (presynaptic cytomatrix protein) b (gene bsnb). Gene Ontology annotation, molecular function: structural constituent of presynaptic active zone. The coding region runs from base 1 to 8826 and encodes 2941 amino acids. NCBI's taxonomy places the organism in Eukaryota, Metazoa, Chordata, Actinopteri, Salmoniformes, Salmonidae. The record is from RefSeq and is a predicted model, not a curated record. The transcript is spliced from 4 exons. Gene Ontology annotation, biological process: protein localization to synapse; presynaptic active zone assembly. Gene Ontology annotation, cellular component: cytoskeleton of presynaptic active zone; glutamatergic synapse; GABA-ergic synapse.
AUGCCUUAUUCCAACAAGUCCAGCACACAGAGCCUCAGUGACACGGGCUACUCGUCAGAUGGGAUAUCCGGCUCCAUGGGCGAGAUCACAGGCCAGAUCCAGGAGGAUCCGGGGUUGAAGCUGAGUGAACGAGGCCCCUCUAGCCCCUCUGAGAUAACCAAGCUGGAGAGCUCCAUGCGGCCGCUGCUAGAAUCAAAGUCCAAGGAGGCUGCAGACCAGGGCCGGGGGAGGCCUCACUCUCUGUCCAUUGGCCAGGACGAGGAGUACAACUCGGAUGGGGAAGUGUCGGACGAUCUCAGCUCAAAGCUGCGACACGACUAUGUGGAGGACAGCAGCGAGAGUGGUCUGUCCCCCUUACCGCCCAGGCAGAAGAAGUCCCAUAAAGAAAUGACAGAUGAGGAGUUCAUGAGGAGGCAGAUCAUGGAAAUGAGUGCUGACGAGGAUGAGAUGGAGGAGGAAGAAGGGUACGGCUACCAGAAAACAAAAAACAAAAAGGAUUUGGGGAAGGAGAAACGACGCAGCCUCACCCACCAUUCCAGUAGUUUUGAAGAGGACACCAAGGGCGCUGAUGGUGAAGAAGAUGAAGGUAUGAUGGCUUCCCAAGGAGGCCUGCGGCGGUUUAAGACCAUCGAGCUGAACAACUCAGAGCAUGACCUCAGAGAGCCAGAGCUGGAGAUGGAGAGCCUGACUGGAUCACCAGAGGAGCGGUCGAGGGGGGAGUAUUCCUCCACCCUACCUGCCACCACUCCCAGCUACACCUCCGGCACGUCCCCUACCUCUGUGUCCUCCAUGGAGGAUGACAGUGACAGCAGCCCCAGCCGCAGGCAGAGACUGGAAGAAGCCAAGCAGCAGAGGAAGGCUCGCCACCGCUCCCAUGGCCCACUCCUGCCCACCAUUGAGGACUCAUCCGAGGAAGACGAGCUGAGGGAGGAAGAGGAGCUUUUGAGAGAACAGGAGAAGAUGAGAGAUCUGGACCUGCAGAGGAUCCGCAGCACAGCCAGGAAAACUAAGAGAGACAAAGAGGAGCUGAGGGCCCAGAGACGUAGAGAGAGAUCCAAGACUCCGCCCAGCAAUCUCUCUCCCAUCGAGGAUGCAUCCCCAACAGAGGAGCUGAGACAGGCAGCAGAGAUGGAGGAGCUCCACAGAUCCUCCUGCUCAGAGUACUCCCCUUCCAUGGAUUCAGAGGCAGAGGGCUUUGAAAUGAUGGGCUCCAAGCUCUACAAGUCAGGAAGCCACCACAACCUACCCACGUUCAUGUCUCUCUACUCCCCCACUGAAAAACCUACUGCCACUUCACCGUCUGACAAGACACUGAAAAGUGCAGAGGAGGUUUAUGAAGAAAUGAUGAGGAAAGCAGAGAUGCUGCAGCAGCAGCAGCAGGGACAGCCAGGAAGGCCAGGUCAACAACAAGGAAGUCCACAAAGGCAACCGGCUGGGGCACCUCAGCCUGGCAAUAAACAACAUCUAGACACUGGAGCUUCCCUAACACCUGGCUCCAGCCCCACACAGAUAUCUGCACCUGUUUCCUUCUCAUCAAACGACCCACGUGGGUCUGGACGAGGGAUCCCCCAAGGAAUCAGUGUGACACAGCAUCUAUCGAAAGAAACCCAAGACAGGAUGAGGACGCAGACUGCCAAAAUAGGGGGUGUUAUCCCCCCGGCAGCUGGAAGACCAGGUACUCAUGGACCAGCACAGGGGGUGCCUCUUCCUGACCCUGGAGUGCCCUCCAUCGCAUCCUCCCUCUUCUCCUAUUUUAAAGGCCCCAGUCCUCCUGUUUCCCCUGCUCCCUCUCCCUCACAGAGCCCCAUUCAUUCCCCGUCCCCACAACCCACAGGGCCUGGGGUGUCCCCACGACCCUCAGGGCCUGGGGUGUCCCCACGACCCUCAGGGCCUGGGGUGUCCCCACGACCCACAGGGCCUGGGGUGUCCCCACGACCCACAGGGCCUGGGGUGUCCCCACAAACCACUGGGCCUGGGGGGUCCCCACGACAUUCUCAACCUGGCGCUGGUGGCCCAACCUCCCCAAUACCGCCACAACAACAUGGAGCCCAGACGCCACAAAGAUCAGCGUCGCCACGCCUUGCAAGACAACAGUCCUCCUCCGACUCACCAGUAAUGGUGAUAACUCUGGGCUCUGAGACCACCACCAGUUCUGCAAAGCCUUUAACUGUAAACUCUUCCACUUCGCCCCUGUCCUCGCCAACACAGGGUAUACGUCAGCCCAUGUAUCAGCAACAUACUCCUUCAACAAGCUCCCCAACAUCCACACAAAUGCACCCACUGCACCAAACCCCUCAACCUGGUUUACAGAGGCCCCAAACUGCAGAGAGGGUUAAUGUUGGUAUGAGCAUGACAAUGACAACCACAGCUACCACAUACAGUCGUGGGUCAAUGUCAAUGGAAAAUAUCUCCCUAUGUAGAAUCUCCAAUGUUCCAGGUACCUCUAGGGUCGUGGAGCAGGGCCAAAUUCAAAUGCAUCCGACUGGACCUGCAUCUGUGGUGGACCUGAGAGCACCAAUGAAGCCUGCCCCAAUCAUCAUGACUGACCAGGGCAUGGAUCUAACGUCUCUGGCAACUGAUACAAGGAGGUAUUCUCUCGAUGCUGAACAACCACCCAGCCGUCACACAGCGGUGCAGGACCUGAAUGCAGCCAUGAACCUGAAUGCACAAGAGCAGCCGCAUGUGUCUGCGUCCACUCCAACAACAGUCACCGUGGCAGCCUCCAUGUUUAUAUCUCAGCCGAAGGGGCAUCCAGUGGUUUACGGAGAUCCCCUUCAGAACCGUAUGGAUCUGGGGCAAGGCGUGGGAUCAGCAAUGUGUCUUACACAAACUAAGACACCCAUCACUGACCCGUCCAUUCCUAAGAUUGACGCAUGUCUGGAGGAUUUGGGCAUCCAGCAGCAGCAACUCCAGAUGCAGCAGCAGAAGCUCCUACAGCAACAACAGCUCCUCGAGCAGCAGCUCCAGCAGCACCAGCAGUCCUCUUUCGCUCGCUAUAACCUAGCAAACCAGGUCCAGCCGCUGUUGCUGAAGAAAGACCUGGUGGUGAGCCAGACAAGCAUUGGCAUUGCUCAGCCUGUGGUCAGUGUCAGUGCAAUUCCUAGAGUAUCUCCCUUACCUCCUCAGCCAGUGUCUGUGGCUCCACCUUCCUCUAACACUCUGCAUGACUAUUGUCAGGGUGGGCUUGCUUUGGAGUUGAAGAACAAGCCCACGGUCAUGAACCUGUCCACGGGAAAGCCCCAUGUCAUGAUGGUCCAACUGGAAGACCGCAAUACAUCUCAGGUGGCCACAGUGACUCAGCUGGUCAAAGAGCCUCCUCCUCCUCCCCAGGUCCUGGAUCUCACUGGUGGACAGAUGCAGAAACCAGAGAACCAAGUGGCUUGUUGUGACGUUGUUUACAAGUUACCCUUCGCUGGUAGUUGUGCAGGGAACUUAACUCAGAAAAAUCUUACCACUGAACCUUCCCAAGUCACCCUUCCACCCCCUGCCCCACAUUACAGUGUAAGCCAGCAGCAGCAGCAGCAACAGCAGCAGCAGCAACAGCAGCAGCAGCAACAGCAGCAGCAACAGCAGCAGCAGCAACAGCAGCAGCAGCAACAACAGCAACAACAACAACAGCAGCAGCAACAACAGCAGCAGCAGCAGCAACAGCAGCAGCAGAAACAACAACAACAACAACAACAACAACGUCAACAACAGCAACAUCAUCAUCAUCAACAACAACAACAACCUGGAAAUAAUGGCUACCAGACAUCAAGCAUGCAAGGAGCACCAGAGGAGCUUAAACCAAUGCAGGGAGUCCCUCCAUACCCAAUACCCCCUGGAGGGAGACUUCAACCUUCCAUGUCUGACACCAACCUGUCUAAUGCAGGGCUUCAGUACUAUCAGAGGACUGACCCUGGGGACUUGGCUGUGGAUCUGAGCACCAUGAAUCAAACCUACGAAGGAGGAUAUCUUGGCAUGGGUGCGCAGUAUGGAUCCUACACAGACUUACGUCAUGAAGGAGAUGUCACAGGUCCUCCCUUACCCCUGCGAAGAUACGGCUCCAUGUCCAACAUCAACCAAGACUACGGCUAUGGUCAGGCAGGUUUACCGGACGCCAACCUGGCACAGUAUAGUGCCACCACUGCCAGGGAGAUCAGCCGAAUGUGUGCAGCUCUGAACUCUAUGGAUCAGUUUGGUCAACGGUACAGCAACCCUGACAUGAUGCAGUAUGGUGCUGGAAGAGGAGCAGGCCCUGCAGCCAGGCUCAACCUACAGCAAAGUUUAGCAUCAAUCCGAGCCAACCUACUCUAUGCCCCUGACGGCAGGCCCACUGCACACGGCCAAGCCCUAACCAAUCUGAUCAAUGCCAGACAAGCAAGCAUACGGGCCUUAUAUCCAUCUGCAAUGAGAGGAGCUGAUGGCAUGACAUACUCCACCAUCAACAGCCCAAUAGCCUCUACCUUGCCAAUAACCACCCAACCUUCCUCUGUUCUGCGACCCAUGCCACGAGGAAUAUACCGACCUUACCCUGCAGGCGUAACUGCUGUACCACUGGCUAGCCUCACUAGGUUGCCUCAUGUGACCCCAAGGAUGCCUCUGUCUACACAGGGACCUUACGGUUACGCUUCUCCCAACCAGUUUCCUACAACAGCGGGUGUUCCUGGAAAUGUACCUGACACAAGCACCUCCACCCAGGAAGCUCCUGUCUACCUUGGGAAGCCUUUGGAAACCGUCGCUGUGCACACAGCUGCAACUUUACCACCGGCCCACCCGGUUUCUCAUAUGGGUGGACAGAUUGUACAAACUACUGCAAUGGCAAUUCAGUCUGCAAACCAACAGACCCCCCAAACUCAUAUCCAAGUGCAGAAAGUUACGACACACCCCCUUACACAAACUCAAAUGCAAGCCCAAAUACAGCAACAAAUGCAGUCCCAAAUACAACAACAAAUUCAAACUCAAAUGCAACAACAAAUACCAACUCAAACUCAAGCUUUAUCCCUGACUCAAACCCAGUCCCAGCUAAUAACUCAGCCUCAGCCCCAGGCUCUAGUGCAGCACCAGACUCAGCUGCAGCCCCAGACCACACUCCAGGCUGCAGCAGCCAGCACCACCAUUGCUACUUCCGUAGACCCAGAGCUAGAAAAGGUAGAAGAGCGUUUGAGACAGCAGCAAGAGCAGAUGCUGCAGAUGGAGCGAGAGCGUGUGGAGCUGGAGAAACUUCGGCAAAUGCGCCUGCAUGAGGAACUGGAGAGAGACCGCAUGGAGCUCCAGAGGCACAGGGAGAAAGAACAGAUGUUGGUGCAGCGUGAGAUUCAGGAGCUGCAGACCAUCAAACAGCAAGUCCUGCAUCAGCAGCAAUCGGAAAGGGAGACCCAGCUGGUCAUGCAGAGGGAACAGCUAGCCCAGCAGAGGAUGCAACUGGACCAGAUCCAGUCGCUGCAGCAACAGCUCCAGCAGCAGUUGGAGGAGCAGAAGAGGCAGAAGACAGCAGUGGUGGAGGCAGCAGCUGCAGCCGCAGCAGCCGAGGCAGCUGUGGCAUCGGCAGCAGCAGCUGCUACAGCCACUACUGCUCAAGGGUUAGUAGUUGGAGGAGGAACGCCACAAGGUUUCAUCAUCUGUGACCAGAGUGGUAGGGUGAUUCAACAGGAGGGCCAAAGUGUGCAGUUCUGGCAACCCCACAUGGAAGGGCAGGUGGUCCAAACAGUGGUGACCCCAAGGCCUAUACCUAGCUCUGCCUCUGAGAUGUCCUUCAGAAAUAGUGAGGAUCAGGCGGAGUCCAGGGUCAUGAAGAAGCGGAACUCCAUGCCUCGUCUUAGGGACGAAGCAGAGGAGGAGCCAGUGAGGAGGAUUGCAGAUAGCUGCGUGCAGACGGAUGAUGAAGAUGGUGAGGACAGGUAUAUGAACCGUAGGGGCAGGAGAACCAGGCGCAUCGCCGACUGCAGCGUCCAGACAGACGACGAGGAUCAAGCAGAGUGGGAGCAACCGGUUAGGCGCAGGAGGUCACGCUUCUCCAAGCACUCAGACUCUAGCGCGGAGGUCAAAUCCGACGGAAUCUCCAAAGUGUCCUCCUCUAGCAUAGCCAUUCAGACCACCAACGACUCCUCGUGCCAGACUGAGACAGACCAGUUGGGCAGGGUCUCACCUGCAAUCCACAUCACUGCGGCUGAGACAAACAAGGUGGAGCUACUACACUACAUCUCUGCUCCUGAGAGAACCCAUAAGGGUGAGAGCUUGGCCUGUCAGACUGAACCAGAGGUCCAGUCUCAGGGAGUGGUGGCCCCUCAGCUCAGUGUCCCCACCACCAUCAGCCCAUACUCCACCACCAUGCAGAUGGUGGGCUCCACCCCAUCUCCUCCCCAAGGGGUGGCCAAGUUUGAAAGGAGGAAACCCGAUCCUCUGGAUAUCGGCUACCAAGGCCAGCAGCAGAACGACUCCCCAUCUCGCCAGCCUCCCAAGUCUCCUCAGGUGCUGUACUCCCCUGUGUCCCCACUGUCACCCCAUCGGAUGCUGGAGACCACCUUCACCUCCCAGGAGAAACUCAACAAGGCGCACGUCACACCCCAGCAGAAAGCCUUCACUGCCGAGUCCCCUCAGCGUCAUCAGAGCCUCCCCAGGCCCAUCAAGAGUGUGCAGCGCUCCAUGUCAGACCCCAAACCCCUCAGCCCCACCUCAGAAGACCCUGCCAAGAACAGGUUCUCACCGUAUCAUCAGCAGGCCCUCUCCAACAGUCAGGUAUCUACCAUUGUUCCUAACUCUCUGAUGAGAAAGGUGAAGAGGACCCUGCCUAGCCCUCCUCCAGAAGAAAGCCCUCUCCCCAUCGUCACCCCAGCCAUGUCCCACAUGUACAGCAGCCCCCCGGGGAUGCAGCCCCAGAGGGUGCUGCCAAGGCCUGCCCAGGGAGUCACUAAGGCUGGCCUGCUGAGCGAGCUGAAGGCCGUGGAGCAGGAGUCUACCAAGCUCCGCAAGCAGCAGCAGGAGUUGGAGGAGGAGGAGAAGGAGAUUGACGCCAAGCUGCGGUACCUGGAACUGGGCAUCCAUCAGCGCAAGGAGACCCUGGUGAAGGAGAGGGAGAGGAGGGAGCUGGCCUACAUGCGCUGCAUGGGCGACGCCCGUGACUACAUGUCGGACACCGAGCUUAACAACCUGAGGAUGGUUGCGGCCACGGGGACAUUCGAUGGUAACGGUCUGCUGACGAGGCCUAGUACGGCGCCUCUGAGCCAGUUCACCAACGACCUCGGCCCGGCCUCCCAGUACCCGCCCACCUCCUCCUACAUGGCCUAUCAGUACGCACAGAGCCAGCCCACGCCCACACAGCAGCCAACCGCUGCUUACCAACAGAUCGGUUUCCAGCCCCCUCAGUACCCAACAGCUGGCCAGCCCCAGCCAGGCACCUUCCAGCCACACCCACCCCAAGGCCCAGGUUACCAGACCCAGCCAGGCUACCCAGCCCACGGGGGCUAUGGCCAGCCAUCCUACCAUACAGACCUGGGCAUGCAGCAGCAUAGCCACCAGGGUUUCCAGCCUCCCAACCCCUCUAUCCCAGGCCAACACCUCCCCUACCCAGGCCAGAGCCCCUAUCCCGGCCAGGGGAUGUCCUAUCAGCCCCAGGCAGAGAUCCUUACUGUCCACCAGAGGCCUCGUCAGACCUCCCUGGCCGACCUGGAACAGAAGCUGCCCACCAACUACGAGGUGAUCAGUAACCCUGCCGUCUCCGUGGCCACAUCAGCUCCAGACACCUGCUUUGGCUCAGUCUAUGCCUCUAACACCAUGCCCAACGCCUACGGGCAGUACCGCCCCCCGGAACCUGUGCUGACCCACGGUGUGGACAGCCCCACAUCAGCCUAUGCUGCAGACGGCCUCUACACCUCCAACCUGGAGCAGAAUAUCCCCAGGAACUACGUCAUGAUUGAUGACAUCAGUGAGCUGACCAAAGAGAACACGGGCCCUGCUGUUGAUGCUCUUGGCCAUCCAAUAGGAGGACGUUACGGUGAGAACGGCCCCGUGCGCCAGACUGGCUACGGCAAUGAGCCUGUGGACCCGUACAUGCCUGCAGGCACCACGGGCUACCACCAGCAGGGCGCUGUGGACCCCCGGACCAGCACUACUGGGGGAUCUUCUUAUUACUAUGACGACUAUAAUAAACACCCCAGCACAACACGUCCAGGGGGCCCAGGGCCCCAAAAACACCCAUCCAAGAACCUGGCCCCUGCUGUGGUCUCCUCUGGUAAGCGCAGCAAGCACAGGAAGCAAGGCAUGGAGCAGAAGAUCUCAAAGUUCUCCCCCAUCGAGGAGGCGCGGGACGUGGAGUCUGACCUGGCCUCUUACACCAUGACCACCUCUACCGGCGGCAGCUGCACCGUGGUGUCCCGGUCCGGGGUGAAGAAGAGCGGCUACGACCAGCAGAAGUAUUAUGGCGGCCAGCCGGGAAGCCGGGAAGCCCUGGAAGAGGAGGACCGGAUGUACGGCUCGGGGAGAUCCCGGUCUACAGGCUACGGCAUGGACAAGAUCUCCUCCAGGGACUCCUCAGGCUACAGGAGCAAGUCCUACGAGAGGGAUGCCUUGGAGCGGUCUCAGAGAGGCAACCGCGGUGGACGGAACUCAGAGGAGGAGAGCCCCCUCAGCCCCAUGGGGAAGCCUGUGGGGAUCGGACGAGGCGGCACUGGGGUACCAGGGGAUCCCCAUGACGUGAGGAACCAGUAUGGCUCCAGCCACUCCCUGCCGGACGUCCAGGAUCACCACAUGAAGGACCUGCCCAGGAGCCACGUGUACAAACCAGAUGACUCAUACCUUGUAGACGACAUGCACGCAGCUGUGUCGGACAGCGAAGGUAACUGGUGCUGAAUGCCACUAACUGCCUGACCUCCUCUGUCUCUCUGUCUGCUGGAAAGAGUCUGUAUGCCAAGUGUGGUCUUCAGAGCAGCACGACGGCUCCUUCUAUUAUGUGACUGUUUGAAAAGACGUGCAUGUUGUGCCCAAUGCAUAAACCGCAUAUGCCUAUGUUUCGUAUAUCUUUUUCUGUUUUUGCAUGCUGAAAACAUUUCCAUUUUUUGAGUU